Molecule: messenger RNA, 396 nt
Organism: Closterium sp. Naga37s-1
Lineage: Eukaryota; Viridiplantae; Streptophyta; Zygnematophyceae; Desmidiales; Closteriaceae
Source: the annotation of a GenBank genome assembly
GGGUUUGCCAAGGGGCUGGCGGACGUGGCGGACAAUCUUUCUCGGGCCGCCGCCUCUGCCUCCCUGCCGCCACACCCCGCCUCCCCCGACAGUGGGCAGGGCAAGGGCGGGGAGGGUGGGGGUGGGCGCGACCCGGAGGCGCUGCUGAAGUCGCUGCUGGAUGGGGUGGAGAUGACGGAGAAGCAGCUCAUGCAGGUGUUUCGGCAGCAUGGCAUGGAGCGGCACGACCCGAUGGGGCAGCGCUUUGACCCCAACCUGCACAACGCCGUGUUUGAACUCGACGACCCCACCAAGGAGCCCGGCACCAUCGCCCACGUGCUCAAGGUGGGCUACACUCUUCACGGCCGUGUGGUGCGCCCAGCCGAUGUGGGCGUGGUCAAGGGCAGUCACGCAUAG